AUCGGCUUCUGGGAUGAAAAAACCCCCGAGCGCUAUACCGCAGUUUUUCUUUCUGCAGCGAAGCGUAGCUGUUUGAUGGCCUGACUGAAGGUCAAGCCUUCAUUCUCGAGUUGUCAGAGACGACGCUGUGCAGUUAGUCAAGGCUAUCAUUGCUGGAGAGAGAACUUGGGCUUGAUAUCGUGGUGAUGACAGAAUGAUUCAAUGAAGUUAGUUCAUGCAUGCAGCGCACAUCCCCGAUCACUGAAGAAGUCACACGACCGAAUGGAUUCGUGGAGCAACUGAGGUUGUGCAUCUAUGUUAGGUAAUUUUUUACACUAAGCUAUCGCUAAGCACCAUUGACUCACCAGACACCUAUGGACAACGUAUUCAGUACUCUUUGGGAACCACACGUACGUGUACGUCACAUGUGAGGGAGUCUGGAGUCGCCACGAUUCGCAAUGUCAGAUCCAAACAUGGCUCAGCUUAGGGAAAGGAUGCGACGGGAAGCUAAACAGCUGGCUGAGGAAGAGCAAAAGGCUGACUACGUGCUCGACGUGGGCUUCCGAAAGCUGAGGAUUCCCAAAGAGGAGGCGGAAUCUCAGUUCCCCGAGCUACGCCAGCCCGUCAAGGAGUACAUAUUCGACCCACCCAGGUGUAUGCUGCGCAACCAACAGCAAGAGCGAGAGAGGAAACACGUGGAAAAGGCCGUGGUGUCGCAAAGAAUGAAGCAAGCGCUCUGUCCCAGUGCUCUGCCGGUCGGUGUGCACAAACCCACCUACUUGCACAGCGGCCGGCCUCGAUGGGACACCACAGCUGGACAGCAGCUUGAGCCUCGAUCAGGCCCAGCACCCAGCAACCAUCGCCAGGAUACCGUAGUUCAGAAUGUCCACACUGGCAGCACCGCCCUGCUGUCUGAAGAUGCACUGAAAUCACUGCGUAGCAACAAAUACGACAUGAAGCUAUUGUCUGGGACCAAACCUUUUCACACCAGCAAGGCCGCGGGCCCUGAAUUUGUUGUGUUGGACGGGAAUUUGCAAUACAGAAAGCAUCUCCAACCGGUGAUGCCAAUGAGUCCGCGCAAAUCCAUGGAGAAGCGAACCGCGACGGAAACUGCAGAAGGGGCAGAUGAACCCAGUGCAGGCCGCACCAGAGGACCUGGCACACCACACUGCAGCAAAGGACCCCGCACACCACAUGGCAACAGCAGAAGCAAGGAGCAUACACUGGAUGCUCCUGCGGCUAGUGACACCUGGAGAGACCGUGACACUCCCGAUGAACAACUGAAAGCUCAGCGACGCUGGGUAGACCUUCCUUCAUCAAUGGAAGAUUCUGAGAGGGCCACUUUAAAGAAUCUACCUUCCACCCCGUCAACACCGUCACAAUCCUCGACUAGCUUGGACUCUGGGCAAAACCAAAGCUCCUCACAAGGUGUUGGUUCAGUGCCGACUCCUGGGCUACCGUGCAAACCACCGGUGGGUGAAGAGAAGGAGAGUCGUUUGCAGGACGAGUUUCAGUAUCUGAUGAGGCAAUGGUGUUCUAAGUGGAGAAUUCCCCUAGGCAUCGGCACCAGUACGGUGCACAGUGGUGAUGACAUUCUUCAGGGUAUGAUAAACAACAGCAACCAGCUAGAGCAAUGCAGGGCUGUGUCACUAUGUGCGUGGCCCAGUGCUAUUGACUGCUCAAUGAGAGCGAGUGCGGCAAGCACAGACACAACCGGAGAAAGACGUCCAGAUAAAGGGUCAGAAACGGAUACACCAAAGAAAUCGCCGGCACCACCAAAGCUGACCAAGAUGACCCAGUAUAGCGAUGGUUCUCUCUCCCAGGCUCUCGUUAACCAGCUCAAUAAACUGUUGCUUGCACACAACACCAGCAAUUUUGUGCGUAUAUCUGCCUUUUUGGCUCUCUGUGCUACUAAACAGCAGCCAAGUGUGGAUAUAUCUGAACCCAUUAUGAACCAGCUUUUGGAUGAUUCGGGCCGACAGCAUCGCUGGCUUGGCGCGCAAUGUGCUGCACUGAUUUCGAACGACUCGAGCACCAUUGCCAAGUUGUUCCACGAGCUAUUCGACAAGCUGCAGGAACCUAGCCAGAUAGCGCAAGAGCGCGCCCUUCACUUCAUGAGCUUUGUGAGCGAGCGCAGUCCUCUCGUUCGCCUCAUGUCCACCAGCUAUCUGAACAGCCAGAGCAAUGACGAACGGCUGGCAGCGUGCCGGCUGAUUCCCCGGCUAGCUCAGAAACCGACGUUGGAUGUUGCCCACAAGCUGGUCUACCUGUACUGGCAUGACUCAAGCCUGGGAGUACGCACACAGGCAACCCGUGCACUACUGGACACGGGCCACGGCAAGCUGAUUCACGAUGAGAUCUGGUCUGCCCUGAUGGACGGUGACGAGCAGGAGAAAAUCGCAGCCCUGGAGAAAAUGGCCAGCUGCAACAUCAUGUCCGAGCGUCUGAGACCUCUGUUCCUGAGAACGUUCAAGUCGCCGCACAUGUCGGUCCGGAUGGCUGCAGUGAACACGGCCGGUACGCUGCGGGUUAAAGAUGACAUGGUGGUGCGCAGGGUCAUGAACCAGAUGGUGGAAGGCACGUCGAAGCUAAAGCUCAUGGCGUACGAGGCGCUGUGUCUGAUGCGGCCCCCUCCCAGCGCGGACCUGCUGAACCACAUGGAAUGGGCCGUGCACCUGGAGCUGGACCCGUACGUGAAAGCGAGAGCGUGCUUGGCCACCGCCACUCUGUGUCCGAAGCAUCCUCCGGUCAUCGCCAAGCUCAAGGCAUUGCUGGAGGCUGACGAGGAGGACUUUGUGAAGGAGAGUGCAGCUGCCGGUCUGCUGGCCAUGGGGGAGCAAGCUGAGCCAGACCGCCGUGAGAUGAAGCAGAUAACACAGGAACUAGAUGAGAUGACCUCACCCGACCGUGUUGUACUGGACGUGUUGAGAAUGGAUCGCCGGGAAAAGGCGCUGAAGGAUACAGCCGUCCAAGCCCGUCGACUGAAGCUCAAGAGAGCCAGGGCAAGCAUGUGAGGUGGACAGUCCUGACUCACAGGAAAGGCAUGGAAGUUACACAAAAUACGUCCCAUUAUCAUGACUUUGCUCUCGUUCUUUUCCCACUUCAACAUGCAGGUAGCAAGUGCAAGUUGUGUUUUAGAAGAUGAGGCAUUUUCAUCAUCUCAUGACAAGCCUUUUCUGACAUCGGCCUGGCUGCUUUGUCGGACGCCAUAAUUUACAACUUGAUACCACUGAAGAAUCUGGCCUAUUCACGUAUCCACUAUACUGGUAUACAUGUAAGUCGGAGCUGCAAGCCGGGACCUCGAUAUCAUUAGCAUUAAUAGCAACAUUUUGCUGGAAGUUGAUUCUAAGCUGUUGAGUAUUCUGUCUUGUGACUGGUGCCGGUAAACUUCACAUCCCUUGAGUGAUAAAAAAACGUUUUC
Molecule: messenger RNA, 3400 nt
Organism: Sycon ciliatum
Lineage: Eukaryota; Metazoa; Porifera; Calcarea; Leucosolenida; Sycettidae
Exons: 1
Coding region: 438-2993 (851 amino acids)
Source: RefSeq, a predicted model, not a curated record